ACGUAUAACUACGAGAAUCGGCGAAUCCUACGGGAUGCAAUCUUGGCUUCAACAUUGGAUACCUACGUUCCUACGCGCACUGCUCAGGAAAAGGAGGAAGAUCAUGGGUGCGACGCUAUAGACACCCAUAGGGUCGAAUCACAUUCCCGUCCCAUUUUGAGCGUGGUUAAUUUCGCUAGGCGUCUGUUUUAAAGAACAGACUGCUACAAAGUGAAAAUCAAGACUUCAGUGAAUCCGGCAACACGGAAUCGGCGAAAAGACUCUAGCCAGGACGGAUAGACCACCCCGGCAAGGAUGUCCCUCCACAUCAACGGCGUGGCGCUGGUGACGGGUGCAGGCAGCGGCAUCGGCCGUGAGUGCGCGCUGGCCUACGCGGCCGAGGGUGCUCGCGGAGUCGUCGUCGCGGACCUGCGUCUCGAGGCGGCGCAGGAGACGGCGCGCGAGUGCGAGGCGGCGGCGGGGUCGCGCGAGGGGUUCAAGGCGCUGGCGGUGGCCGUCGACGUGGGCAGCCGGGAGAGCGUGGACGCGAUGGUGCGGUCGGCGGUGGACGCGUUCGGGCGCAUCGACUACCUCGUCAACAGCGCGGGCGUCGGCGUGCAGCGCCACCUGCCGGUCGACGACGCCGACGCGGCCGAGAUGGAGCGCUUCUGGCGCGUCAACGUCAUGGGCAGCUUCAACUGCAUCCAGGCCGUCACCAAGGUCAUGAAGGUCCAGGACGUCGCCACCGUCGUCACGAGGACCGGCCGCGUGCGCGAGGUCGGCCGCGGCGUCAUCCUCAACAUCGGGUCCUGCAACUCGUACAUGGCGACGCCCCACAUCGUACAGUACACGACUACGAAGCACGCCGUCAUGGGGUUGACGAAGAAUGCCGCGCUGGACAAUGCCGCGUACGGCAUCCGCGUGAAUGCAAUCUGUCCAGGGUGGGUGGAAACGCCCAUGGUGGACGCCGCGAUGGAGGGGAACCCCGAACUGCCCAAGAUGAUGAAAACGGUGAUUCCCAUGGCUAGGAUAGCGAAGCCGGAGGAGAUCGCAGACGUGGUCCUGUUCAUGACAAGCCCCAGAUCGAGCUACGUUACAGGGGUCGGGUGGAUCGUGGAUGGCGGCACGACGUUGCAAGUGCAGGCUUGUUAGCUACCUCCGGUGCUUCGCCGCAGUGCUUCGCCGAGAGCCCGCAGAGGUACCUAAACGGUGAAUCUACUCGUGUCUAUUGGCUUGACUAGAGAAACGGGCCGCCCCUUAAGCCUCGCCAAGAGAUGGCGGAAAUCCUUCGCCAAAGACUGGGUAUAUUUGUCUAGGCAAUGAAAAUUUAGGCUGCCGUUUUGUCGACAUCGCCACCAAUAUGGGACUAGGUAACUAAAUUGAAGCCUAAUAGCGAGAUUCAUACCUAUGUGAUAGUUAGACUCAUGGAUGUAUAAAUUCACGAGACAAUAAGUUACCAUCA
Durotheca rogersii is the source of this 1441-nucleotide messenger RNA. RefSeq lists its product as uncharacterized. The transcript is spliced from 4 exons. The record is from RefSeq and is a predicted model, not a curated record. Gene Ontology annotation, molecular function: oxidoreductase activity, acting on the CH-OH group of donors, NAD or NADP as acceptor. NCBI's taxonomy places the organism in Eukaryota, Fungi, Ascomycota, Sordariomycetes, Xylariales, Xylariaceae. The coding region runs from base 295 to 1131 and encodes 278 amino acids.